GUCUUUGACAGAGAUAGCGCUUCAGCUCAGUUUUGAGUGGAAGGUGUAGGAAGGAGAAGCAACAUUUGUUUUGAUCUGGGUCUGCUUUGGGAAACAGUUUUUGGAAGGAAGAAUGUCCUCAGUGUAUAAAAGCCUUCAUGACAGUUAUGUGUCAAACAAAGGGAGGUCAACCAGCUGUUUGACAUUAGCCAUAGUUGUGGGCUGCCUGACUGUUCUGGGGAUUUUGCUUGCCAUCGCUGUACUGGAGAGACCCCCACUGCCAAAAGGCCACGAGACACUCCCUAAGGACUCUGGUGGGGGCAAUUUCUCUACGGACCAGUGCAGCAUGGCCCUUGUAGAAAGCAUUCCUGAGCAUGUGAAGUAUAAACCUAAUGUGACACUUGGAAUCCCUCUGGAAGAAGUCUGGAAAGAUCUUAUCUCCAUGGCAACGGACCAAAUGGAUGUAGCGUCUUUUUACUGGACUUUAACUGGGGAGGACAUCAACGUUAACUCUUCCUCUGACAUACCUGGAAGGGGUAUCCUAAAAGAACUGCAAGCGUUGCCCUCGAGGAACGUAUCUGUCCGAGUGGUAACCAGCAUCCCCACCAUUAAAACUAACUCCACAGAUUUAAACGGUUUGAAACAGAAAGGUGUUCAUGUGAGGAAGGUUAAUUUUGGGCGCCUCACAAAGGGCGUCCUACACAGCAAGUUCUGGAUUGUUGAUAGAAAGCAUGUGUUUAUUGGAAGUGCAAACAUGGACUGGAGGGCUCUCACACAGGUGAAGGAGCUGGGAGUAGUCAUCUACAACUGCUCCAGUCUAGCAAAGGACCUCCAGAAGAUCUUCCAGUCCUACUGGGUGAUGGGAAAACCCAACAGCUCCCUGCCACAGCCCUGGCCUUCAGAGUAUGACACUGACAUCAACAAACACCACCCCCUGCUGGUGGAAGCUGAUAAUGUCUCCAGCAGGAUUUACUUAGCGGGCUCACCACCGUCAUUCUUCCCUCUAUCAAGAACACAGGAUCUGGAGGCUAUUCUCUCUGCCAUCUCUGAGGCUCAACGCUACGUUGAUGUAGCUGUCAUGGAGUACUUUCCCACCACACGCUUUGAAAAACCUCGCAGAUACUGGCCCUUCAUUGAUGAUGCCAUCAGGAUGGCCGCAUUUGAGAGGAAGGUGAAGAUCCGGAUGCUGAUCAGCUGCGGGCGCGACUCUGAUCCAGCCAUGCUGCCAUUCCUUCAG
Messenger RNA from Monopterus albus (swamp eel), 1216 nucleotides. RefSeq names its product phospholipase D family member 4 (gene pld4). NCBI's taxonomy places the organism in Eukaryota, Metazoa, Chordata, Actinopteri, Synbranchiformes, Synbranchidae. The record is from RefSeq and is a predicted model, not a curated record. Gene Ontology annotation, molecular function: catalytic activity. The transcript is spliced from 9 exons. The annotation marks the transcript as partial.